Molecule: messenger RNA, 1587 nt
Organism: Pseudocercospora fijiensis CIRAD86
Lineage: Eukaryota; Fungi; Ascomycota; Dothideomycetes; Mycosphaerellales; Mycosphaerellaceae
Exons: 5
Coding region: 1-1587 (528 amino acids)
Biological process (GO): carbohydrate transport; transmembrane transport
Cellular component (GO): membrane
Molecular function (GO): carbohydrate:proton symporter activity
Source: RefSeq, a predicted model, not a curated record
AUGGACGAGAAGAAAGUCAACCAACAAGUUGAACAAAUCGAGCUCAUCGAGGAUGCCAAGCAUGCUUCUCAAGAAGAGCAUGAAACGACCUUCUGGCAAGCCAUAAAGAGCAAUCGAAAAGCCGCCAUGUGGUCUGCGAUCAUUUCCUUGACCAUCAUCAUGGAAGGCUAUGACAUUGGUCUGAUCUACCAAUUCUUCGCAUACCCUUCCUUCGCCGAAACCUUUGGCAAGUGGAACGAGGCGACUCAUUCCUACCAGAUCUCUGGUCCAUGGCAAGCAGGUCUGACGAAUGGGGCCAACUGCGGCGUUGUCAUUGGAGGCUUCCUUAAUGGCUACCUCUCGGCUCGAUUUGGCUACAAGAAGGUCAUUCUCGCCGCCUUGUUCUUCAUGAACUGGUUCGUCUUCUUUCCGUUCUUCGCCAAGUCGGCGGAAGUUCUCCUCGUCGGACAGAUUCUGUGCGGUCUGACUUGGGGCGUGUUUGCGACUACUGGACCGGCGUAUGCUAGUGAGGUUUGUCCUUUGGCUUUGCGAGGAUAUUUGACUUGCUAUGUCAAUCUAUGCUGGUGCAUCGGCCAACUCAUUGCAGCUGGAAUCUUGUAUGGCUUGCUCGAUCUGCACGGAGCCAGGAGCUAUCGUAUCGCCUAUGCACUCCAAUGGGCGUGGCCGAUCCCGCUCUUUCUCCUCAUUCUCUUCGGACCAGAGUCGCCUUGGUAUCUGGUUCGAAAUGAUCGCAUCGAUGAUGCCAUGCACGCCUUGUCGAAACUCAACAAUAAGGGCGAAGAAUCGAACCGUCAGACCGUGGCUCAGAUCAUGCAUACCCUCAAGAUUGAGAACCAGAUCGAGUCGGGAGCCACCUACUUCGACUGCUUCCGAGGCAUUGAUCUGAGGCGGACUGAAAUUGUCUGCAUGACCUUUGCCGGCCAGGUGCUUUCCGGAUCAACCUUUGCUUAUGGCCCGACAUACUUCUUCCAACAGGCCGGUAUUCCAACUCACAGCUCCUACGGCAUCGCCGUCGGCGGCACCGGCGUAGCUUUCUGCGGCACAGUGUUCUCCUGGUUCCUGAUCUCCAAAUUCGGCCGCCGAACCCUCUACCUCAGCGGCAUGAUCUGCGACUGCCUGAUCCUCAUGAUCCUCGGCACCCUCGCCUCCGCCUCCACCGCUUCCGGAUCCAAAUGGGCACAAGCCGCUCUCUGCUUAGUCUGGCUCUUCGUCUACUCAUCCACCGUCGGACCCAUCUGCUACACGAUCAUUUCGGAAACCUCCAGUCUACGCCUUCGAGCCAAGUCCGUCUGCUUGUCGAGGAAUAUCUACAAUAUCACGCAGAUCGUUGCGAAUGUCAUCGAACCCUACCUCAUCAACCCCACUGAAGCAAAUCUUAAAGGCAAGACGGCUUGGUUUUGGUUUGGCACGGCUUUUUUGGCGGCUAUUUGGACGUACUUUCGACUGCCGGAGUGUCGUGGAAGGACGUAUGAGGAGUUGGAUGUCAUGUUUGCGCAGAAAGUUCCGGCGAGGAAGUUUGCGGGUUGGCAGGUUGAUGCGUAUGAUAAUGAUAUUGUUGAUGAGUCGAAGGUUGUAGAGAAGAAGUGA